ACAAGCGUUGUUUUUCCCCUGCGAAAGUGUAAUAUUUAUCAAAGAAAAUGGGUGAACGCUAUAAUAUUCACAGUCAAUUGGAGCAUCUGCAGAGCAAAUAUAUUGGAACGGGACACGCGGACACCACUAAAUUUGAGUGGCUUACAAAUCAACAUCGCGACUCACUGGCCAGCUAUAUGGGACACUAUGAUAUGCUCAACUAUUUUGCCAUCGCCGAGAAUGAAUCGAAGGCGCGUGUACGCUUUAAUCUAAUGGAGCGCAUGCUGCAGCCCUGUGGUCCGCCGCCCGAGAAAUUAGAAGAUUGAGAUAUAAUUGUAAAAGCAAAAUAAAUGUAAGAAAAACAA
This is a messenger RNA of Drosophila grimshawi, 344 nucleotides long. RefSeq names its product splicing factor 3B subunit 5 (gene Sf3b5). The coding region runs from base 48 to 305 and encodes 85 amino acids. The record is from RefSeq and is a predicted model, not a curated record. Gene Ontology annotation, cellular component: precatalytic spliceosome; U2 snRNP. The transcript has a single exon. NCBI's taxonomy places the organism in Eukaryota, Metazoa, Arthropoda, Insecta, Diptera, Drosophilidae. Gene Ontology annotation, biological process: mRNA splicing, via spliceosome.